Molecule: messenger RNA, 10767 nt
Organism: Diorhabda sublineata
Lineage: Eukaryota; Metazoa; Arthropoda; Insecta; Coleoptera; Chrysomelidae
Gene: Imp
Product: insulin-like growth factor 2 mRNA-binding protein 1
Exons: 10
Coding region: 111-1946 (611 amino acids)
Biological process (GO): nervous system development; regulation of gene expression
Cellular component (GO): nucleus; cytosol; cytoplasm
Molecular function (GO): mRNA 3'-UTR binding
Source: RefSeq, a predicted model, not a curated record
GCAUGUCAUAAAACUUUGUAAGCGUUGCGGACGUGGUGUUUGAGUUUUCGUGAAGUUUAGUUAUUUUUCGUAAUUUUAAGUACGAUAAUUUACAUAUUUAAGUAACUGAAAUGUCGACGACGGGUAAAAUUCCUCCGAUAACUAUGAGUAAACUGUACGUUGGUAAUUUACCAAACGAUACCAAUGAAAAUUCACUUCGGCUACUCUUUACCGAACAGAAUUUGUCUUGUACAACAAUUUUGAUAAAACGUGGAGGAUAUGCAUUUGUUGACUGCCCUGAUCAAUCAUCUGCAGAUAGAGCUAUCGACAAACUGAAUGGUUUUACCUUUAAUGGUGUAGCGUUGGUGGUUGAACCUUCGGUAGCUUCCGGCAAGAAAAAAUCACUUGGUGGACAUCCUGACACCCCUCCAAUGCAGGUUGGCAACGGUUGGAUCCAAACAUCAAAAGUGAUAAUAUCAAAUUUGGGUCCACAUGUGAGAUUUGAGGACAUCGAACAUCUCCUCAACGAACAUGGACGUGUUAUUUCCUGUGACAAAUUGACAUCGAAAGACCCAAACACACAAACCGUCGCCGUCACAUAUGACACAACUGAGCAAGCUCAACAGGCAGUAAAUAAGCUGAAUGGUGUCGAAGUAGAAGGUAAGACUUUAAAGGUCGAACUGGCUGUGGAAAAAAGAGGAAAACGAAAUCCUAGGGGUCCAGGCGGUCCGUUUGGAGGUUUACCUGGACAAAGCAGACAAACUGACUUUCCUUUGAGGAUACUUGUACAAAGUGAUAUGGUAGGAGCUAUUAUUGGUAGGCAGGGUUCAACGAUAAGACAAAUAACACAACAAACCAGGGCACGAGUGGACGUUCACAGGAAGGAUAACGUUGGUUCUUUAGAAAAAGCCAUUACUAUUUAUGGAAAUCCAGAAAAUUGUACUAACGCAUGUAAGAGAAUUCUGGAAGUUAUGCAACAAGAAGCAAAUAACACAAAUAAAGGCGAAAUUUCUUUGAAAAUAUUAGCCCACAAUAACCUUAUAGGAAGGAUAAUCGGAAAGGGCGGUAAUACUAUAAAAAGAAUAAUGCAGGACACUGAUACUAAGAUUACCGUUUCUAGUAUAAACGACAUCAAUUCUUUCAAUCUGGAACGUAUUAUUACUGUUAAAGGAUCAAUUGAGAAUAUGAGUAGAGCCGAAUCCCAAAUUAGUUCUAAAUUAAGACAAAGCUAUGAAAACGACCUUCAAGCUAUGGCACCCCAGACGAUGAUGUUUCCUGGAUUACAUCCAAUGGCGAUGAUGGCUACUGCAGGAAUUGGCUAUGGUUCAAGAGGGCUUUACACAGGUCAGGCUCCUUAUCCUGGUAUGUACCCCGCAGGAACGCAAUCCGGUGGUGAUACCCAAGAAACUACUUAUUUGUACAUCCCUAAUAAUGCCGUCGGGGCCAUCAUCGGUACCAAGGGAUCUCAUAUUAGAAACAUCAUUAGAUUCUCUGGUGCGUCAGUUAAAAUCGCGCCUAUUGAUGAAACCAAACCGCAAGAAACACAAAAUGAAAGAAGAGUCACCAUCGUUGGAUCACCAGAAGCGCAGUGGAAAGCUCAAUAUCUGAUUUUCGAAAAAAUGAGAGAAGAGGGAUUUGUAGCUGGAUCCGAUGAUGUGCGAUUGACUGUAGAAAUUAUGGUACCUAGUUCACAAGUUGGUAGAAUUAUUGGUAAAGGAGGUCAAAACGUAAGAGAGCUACAACGUGUCACAGGUAGUGUCAUCAAGCUACCUGAACAAGGAACAUCGCCACAAGAAGAUGAAACUACAGUUCAUAUCAUUGGUCCGUUCUUCAGUGUUCAGUCUGCACAACGUCGUAUUCGGGCAAUGGUUCUUCAGUCGGUCGCCCCUCCCCAAGGCAGACAACGUCAGCCAAAACAAAAAGAUGUCAGUCAGUCGGAAGCUACCUCAUCCGAGCCACAACAGUAGUACUAACUAGAGCAACAUUCAUUCACACUGCCUAUGAGCAUGGGUUUGUUAAUGCAUACCCUAUUUUUACAUGAAACGUAUCUCGAUGCCUUCCACUUAUAUGAUUUUCAAGCGUUGAUCUGGUCGCUCAACUUCGUAUAUAAAUUAAAACAUAAAGUAUAGGCGUCGGAGAAGUUCCCAGUUGUGCUACGCGUUGAGUUUAUCUAAUUAAUCAUCAUUUUUUUUGUUUCUCUAUAGUUUUUUUUACUAGUUUGAUUAGUUAUGUAUGAAUAUGAUUUAGUUGUCAUAUUUACCAAAGUGGAAAGUUUGGAGAACUCUCCUAAAAUAAGGUAUGCGUCGAACUACGUGCCUAUUAAACUACAAUCUACCUCAAAUAAUCAAAAUAUAUUAGAUUUUAUAACCACAGAAAUUUCCGUUAUUUACACACAAUAACCCAUACACAGCAUAUUAUAUUUUACACACUUCAAAUCUCGAGAACAGUCUGUGAACUCAGACUUUUACUUUCCAGUUAACGUAUAGAUCGUUUAUUUUAACUAUUGCUAUUGCCUAAAAUGAAACGAUUUGAGUAUAAUUGCGUGUGACGUCCACAGACUGUUUUUUUUUCUUAUUAAAAUAUGGAUGUUUACCAAAGAUAAACCAUGCUGGACAUGACUCGAUGAGGCAUUUGGGUCGUGUCCAAACCUCAAUCCCGAUGUUCGACGACCAAUCAGUUACAGUUGGAAAAAAAAAUCUGAAAGAACCUGCACUACAUUAAAGAAGAAAAAUGUACGAAAUAUGUACAGUGUUCCUUCAGAGAUGAGAAUGUGACUGUAAUUUUGAUUUUUUACAGUAAUUUGAGUGUGAAUGUGGAAAGAAGAGCUUUAAAUAACUUUUGUUAAGUUGAAAUGGUGUAUUUUGUGAUUAAGGAAAUUGAGAAAGUGUCAGAUUCAGCAUUAAAAAUCUUUUUAUAAAAUGUAAUAAAAAAAUUUCAGUUAUUAUUGAUAUUGUAUUGAAAAAAAAUGGAUCUUGACAUAUUUUUAUACGAGUUUAUCAAUUUUGAAGUUAAUUAGAAUAUUUCAAGCUCAAUUCCAUUAUAGGCACUCAAAAUCCGGAAGUUCUUCCAAAAAUUACGGCUCCAAGUUCAUUAUUUACCGAUUCCUGGAACCCUCCCGAAAUUAGUACUACCAUACAUCAAUGACAGUAUGUCAAGGCGCGUCGCGCUUGCAUAUAACGUUCCCAAAUUCCGGAAAAAAACAAAUUUUUCAACCCACUUCCUAAUUUUUUCCCUACGAAUCCUCCCGACUUUCGUCCACGGGAUUAUGGAGAUUUUUUUAUCUUCAAAACAUACUUUCCCUUUCACUGUGUUUGGUAAAAAAGUUGCACAUCCUUAAGUGUGGCUUCACCUAGACCCCCCAAGAAGGGGGCAAUCGCAAAAAAUCACAUAUUUUUGGAAUGAGAAAAAUCAGAUCUCCCACACUGGCGUGUAUAAUCAAAAUAGGAAAGAAAAUUUUGAGUAAUUUAAUUUUCAAUUUUUCCUUAUAAAUUUUUGGUUCAUGGAUCUCGUACACUAUUCAGAUUCAAAUCAUAAAAAAGUGGAUUACAGUUGCUUUCAGUAACUUUCGAGGGUGGGAGAGGGUGGUAAUGUAAUAUAUUUUUUCCUGGCAGCGUUCAUUCUUAGGGUUUUUUGGAGGUUUCGUAGUCCAAGCUCUGACUCAUUUUGGGCCAUCAAAAUCGACUAUUAGAGGUGGGUUGGGGAGAAGUUGUGGGUACUAAAUUUUUUCUCUAUCCAUCCAUAUAGGUAUUUGUGUCGGCAAACGUCUCUAAAAAAUAGCUCUUGUUCGUUAUUGAUAAACUAAAUUGAAUUCAAAUAAAAAAUUAUUUGUGAAACCAUACGUUUGGUUAUGAUCUAAAUAAAUAAUCUCAAUUUCCUUGAUCGAUAUUUAAAUAGUAAAGUGACAUCUAGCAGCAAGAAUAAAUAACAAACUAAAAAAUAGACGAACAAUGUACCGUGUGUGAAUGUGUUUGUAAGAAAAGACAUUUUUUGACUAUUAUAAUAUUAUUGUUAGGCGAUUUGUUGAAAUAAUGUUGUUUUUGCGCGAGAUAUCGCUAGACGGUCCCUUAUAUAAUAUAUUAUUUGUUGGUGUUGUGGGACCGUUUCUGAGUUAUUUGAGCGUUUAAAACGGUAGUGAUUGUUUUUCGGGAGAAGAUUAAAAAAUGUAUUAUAACCUAAGACGUGUAGGACGAGUGAACAAGAGAAAGAUUCUCGACAUGCCUUGUGUCAAGGCGAAGUAGUGUCACUUGUCCCUGAUAGUACAAACUCGGGAAGUAUAUAAGGUGUUAGUAAAUAACGCCGUGUCUGAUGCAACUUAAUUCGGUUACUUCUAUUGCUAGAUUACAGAAAAAUUCAUUUCACAUUGUGAUUGUCAUUCCAACUUGUAAACCUGUAAGUUCUUUGUUUAAGCAUUAAGCAGUUUAGUUUAAAAUUUGUUUAGAAACACCCGGUGAUGAUUCCGAAUGUUUAACAGAUUUUAUCAUUUCUGAGACAACUGCUUAAAAGAAUAGUAAAGUUGUCUUCUUUAAAUCGGAACCGUCUUUUGUGCCAAACUUUUUACAGUUAUAUGUUCGAGUUUUAAUAACAAACGUUGUCAUUAAAUUAUCACUACCUAAUAUAAUCACGCCAGGUAGUGAAUGUUGGUAUAGUAGUAGUAAAUAUUAUGUUUAGUAUGAAUAUUAUCAACGUUUUCAGAAUUCCCAAUUCACCUUUUUAGAUUUUCGCAUUUUACCAUAUAAACAGUGACAAAAAAACACCACAAUACCUGACAAUAAACUGUUCCGAUUUUUAUUGCACUAAAAAAGUUAACUGAGUAAUUACAAUUCUCAGUAAUCUAAUAUCAAACAUUGUUGCAUCUGAAUUUGGUGGUCUAGCAUUAAGGACAAAAUGAAGUAACCAAUUGAUACAUCAGGAAAUGUAAAAUAACUAUUUUUGAUAAAUAUUGUUUGUUGGGGAGGAUAUUUUUUUUGUUAGAUUUUUAAAAAAUUUAAAAUGUAGCGGGGUCGCUAUUUUAAAUAUAAAUUGAAUAAAAUUGUGAAAAAAUGGAUAUAAAUUAUUUUAUUGAGAAUAUUAAUAUAUUUAUUACUUUUGUGUAAAAAAUAGAAGAGAAAAAAACUAAAUCGUUUGUACAGAUUUUAUUAAAAAAAGUGUGCCAAAGUGCAAGAAAUGUUACCAAGAGAGCUUGCUUUAUUUAUGAAGAAAAUAUGUUAAGUAUUAAAAGGGUACAUAUAUUUAUUUUCGGAUAAGAGAAAGAUAAGUAAACAUGAGAUGCUCCCCAUACAGUAACUUGCAUAACGGAAAGAUAUCACACACUUAGAAGCGGUAAUAUAGAAAGUACCAAAUAAAAAAGUUUUUUAAUCUUUAAUAAUAAGAAAUGAAGAUCAAUCGAUGUACAAACCAAAAUGUUUCGAUUAUAAAGUAUAUAAAUAGAAGAUCCUACUGAGAUGUCUACAUGUCUUAACAAAAUCAAAUUUAUAAUUUAAUUUGUAUCAAAAUAUUUGCUACAUCAAUGGAAAUAUUUUUAAAUACAGUUAAUUUAUAAUUGUUUAAUGUGUAUAAGUGUAGCUACAUUGUACAAUAACAAAUUCACGCAAUCCAUUUUUCACAUAGAGUAAUCUUAACAUCUAUCUGUCUAUAGAAAAAAAUCUAACGGUUAGUCAAAACUGUGUACUUCAAGUAAUCCAAAAAUCCAAAAAAAAAAUACAACUCUUUAUACUUUAUCCUUAAACUUGAAAUUUCCCUAAUUGAAGUUCAAUCCAUUUUGGCUUUUGAUAUUUUUUAUUGCUCGAAGUAGAAAAAUAUGUUGAAUUUCCCAACUUUCAUCCAAAAUAUGACAGUUAUGACAUUUACCAUUCCAUUCAGCACUUCCAAGGAACACAUUUUAAUGGAAACUGGAGUUUAUCCAAACUACCCCACAUUAUAGCCGUUCAUUUGGUACAAUUUUUGAAUAUAAUUUUGAUUGAAAUUGUAAUUAAUAAUUGCUGUUGAAAUUAUAAGUUACAUUCUAACAAAAUCAAGUCCAAAAUAUUUAAUAUAUAUAAAAAUUUCUUAAUUGGUUCUUGUGUUUAUUAAAUUUGACAAUUAUUUUUAUCAUUAAUUUUUGUUCCUUUUUGGAUGUUUCGGAUUAAUACUUCAUCCCCAAAAAACAAAAGACAAUUUGCUACUUUACAGUUAAUCUGAACACUCACUCCGUAAAUAGUUAACAAUUUAAUAAAAAUAAAAUCCAUAUACAAUAUAAUUUUUAAGAAGAAUAUAGAUAUGGUGUUGAAUUUUAUUUUUAAAAAAUUGAUAGCUAUCAUUGAAUGUAAUAUUGAAAUAUUUCAAUAAUCUUCUCAUUCUGCCUUCAACAGAAAAGUCGAUAAAUAUCCUUUUAGAGUGAAGAUAUUAUCUAAUUUGCUGUAUAGUACAGGUUUUGAUCAAAGUAGAACACUUUUAAAGCCAGAUCUAAACCAAUCGUUUAUUAUGAUAAAACUGAUUACUCCAAUGCUUGCGUUAAAAUGCUGUAUAUUCAUAUUCUAUUAGUACUUAUUUCUAACAAUCUAUUCCGAAUCUGGUUUUAGGGGUAUUCUUUUUCUGAUUGUCCUGUAUGCUUACAAUCUGAUAUCUAACACAUCAAAAGUCAACCUAAAUAAGUUGAUUCAUAUACACAAAAAAAUGAGAAAAAUAAUAUAGUUAGUCACUGAAAUGAAUAUAACCACUGACUGACAAUCCAAUACAUAUUCAGAGUUACGGUAUUUUCAUAGUGCCUAACUUAGAAUCCUAUUAAAACGAUUGAAUUUGAUUUUACUUAUAGUUGUUUAAUGACAAAAGUUUGACCUCUAUGUUAAUGUGCACUUACUAUUAUGUGCUUAUAUUAAUUUUGAAGAUGUUUAAAUAUUUCAUCAUCCUCUCCAUGAGGCAACCUUUUGUUUCUUUGUUUAAAUUUAGUAUUCAAUCAACUUCUAUUUGAAGAGACUAAUCAGUCAAAUUCAAUCAUCGAAUAGGAAACAAAAGUUAAUCUAUAGUUAUAGUUUUUCUUGGAGUUAUGCAUUUUUCAUAAUAUUACUUUGUUUUUAUUUUUUUUUUCUUGUAGAUUUUCUGAUAUCCGUAAAAGCUACUUUUACAGUGUAUCUCAAAAUGGACCUAAACGCAUUUAUUUCUAUUGUUGUAAGAGAAAGACGUUUUUUUACCGGGUCGCCAUCAAAACUAUCUGACUCUUAAAAUAACCGAUAUAGCAGUACGUUUAGCACUAAUUUGGAAUGCUCUGUAUUUAUAUUUACACAACGCUGGGAAGGUAACUCCUUGUAUUAGUGUAUUUUGAGUCUCACAAAAGAAAGAUGCAGGCCCGUUUUCAUUUAUCUCGAUUAUUUCUGUUUCUAAAAAAUUUAUACAUUUUUCAGUGUUUAUUCAAUAAUGGUCAGUAUUGUUUGGUUUUCAAAUACAGGAGUAACAGUCCCAUUAUAAAAAUCAAACUUCAUAGUAUAUAGUGCAUAUUAUAUAAUAAUCAGGUAUUUUUUUUACUAAAAGGGAGUAACUCUGUCGAGGACGUUUGGAUCUAAAUUUUCGAAAAAAUCAUGUAAAAUUGGAUGUAUUUCGUGGAUUUCUGUACCUGUAAAUUUGUCUUGUAGAUGUGUCACUUUUUUUCAGUAAAAAACGUUUCGGCAAGAGGUUAUCUUCCUUGUACAGAAUGAUUUAUAUCAAAUCCUGUGGAUUCUCAUUGAAAAAUAUAAGGUAAUCGAAAAAUUAAUAAGAAUUCAAAUAUAUAUAUAUAUAUAUAUAUAUAUAUAUAUAUAUAUAUAUAUAUUACAUAUAUAUAUGUAUAUGUUGUGGCUAGUUACAAAACAAAAUGUUUGUACAAUCUUCGAAAUCGAUCGGGGUCACUUGAUGUAAAUCAAUUUGUAUCUAUAUUUUUUAUUACAACACUAUAGUUUAUAGUACAUGUUACACUUUGCUAGACGGAGACUGAUGUGCAAACCAGCCCGCUGUAGAAUUAGUACCUUAGUUCUGGAUACAUUUUCAUUCAUUUUACAUAUUCCAAAUCAAUUAUGCACAAUAGUUCAUACAAUAUUUAGAACCAUACUAAAUUCGCAUGCAUGCGUACGUAUCAUAUUUCCAAGAACUACGACGAAUUAAUAAGAGCAGACAGUUGAAAUACUCUGACCAGCUAUUUAUUAUUAAUGUAAUUUUUAACAUAAAUUUUUUGUAAAGUAUUUAUCCAAUCUUAACAUUUUCAUUAAAUUCCGAGGAGUUUUUCACAAAAUAUCACUAAAGAAAGAAUAUUUUUUCCAUGUUAAUGAGUAUCUAGUUCGUUGUAACAGGAACUUUAAUUUCUUAUUAUUUUAUUUUUUGUUUUAUUAUUAUUUUUAUUAACCCUUUAGUGCCAUAAAUAUUUCACCAAUAUGCUAAAAAUGCCAGUAAAAAAGUGCGUUUUUAUAUAUAAUUUAUAUGAACGAGAGAAAUUCACCAUUUUCGUUACAAUACACCAAUAUUCAUAAUUUUUGCAACAUUCUCUUCAGAAGAUUUUAUACUAUGAUAAUAAAAACACAGAUAUUGAUUACUACAUAUUUAUUGACAAGAAAAUUACAGAAAGUAUAUGAAAAAACGAACAAGAUGUAUUUACAAACGGGUUUUCCUUAUGCAAACACCGUGCAGUCCUUUUUACACAUGGAGCCAAUCAAGUUUGAUUUUUUCAGUGCAUUUCUCUUACUGCUGCAUACCACACAUCGUCGUAAAUUUCGUCCUGACAAUUCUUUCGAUCUAAAAGUCGGUUUCGAUGAGAUAUGUGAUUUUUUCCAUCCAACCAUUUUUUCUAUAGUGCACUUAUAACACUGGAAGUAAAUUCCAAUUUGGCCAUUUACUUAUUAUUGGAAUUAUGCUGAUAAAUUAUAUGAUUAUAGAGUCAUUCGUCCAAAAAUAUUGAACACUACUUUUUUCCAAAAUUUCACUGUUCUUUCAUAUAAGUAUGAGUAAACAAAGCAUUUUAUCACAUUCAUCCACACCACCUAUGAAUUGAUUGUAGGCAUAUAUCAUAGCUGGCUUGAUUUUUUCUCCUUCCAUAAUUUCCACGUUUCUUUUUUACUGUUACAUUUCCAAUAUUGCUAUCAGUGGGAACGAGGAUGACUGGAUUUUUUUGGACUCUAUACUGGUAUAGAAAUAGAUGGUAUCCUUUGUUUAAAUAUUUUCCCAAACUUAGGAGUUUUUCCACCACUACAGAAUCAUCUUCCUUAGAUUUUGCUCCACGAUAACAAUAAAAACCUAAAUAAUAUUUAGUAAUAGAAUCACGGAGCAACCAAAAUUUUAUGCCCCAUUUAUGAUGUCUCUUAUUUGGCAAAUAUUGUUUGAUGGUUGUUUAGCAUUUUGUUCCAACUAGAGAUUCAUCUGUACUUAGCUGUUUAUUGGUCACAUAAUGCUGACGAAAAACUGUGUUGUCGUGUUCAAUCGAAAAGUCAAAUCUGGUACAUGGGUUGUAUUCGAGAGGUUCCAGUGAUGCUAGUCUCAUUGUUAACUAAAUGGAAAAUUUUUAAAAGUAAUUGAAAUCUGUUCCUGUAAAAAGAAAUAGUAGGUCCUCUUGUGAUACUGAUUUCCGGGAUUACUGCCAUAAAUGCUUCCAUCUCUGGUAUUGUGCAAGGCGUCCAAUAUUUAGUUUCGAAUUUGGAUGAAAAUUGCAAAGCAUACCGAUUAGUUUUUAUAACCAUUUUUUGUACAAAAAAUAAAUUGAAAUAACAAAAAAUUUAUAUCCAACCAAAUUUUAAAAUGUUUAUGAGAGCUCAUCUUUUUUAUUUCGGCGAUGGAUCAAAUAUUCAUUAAUAAAAUGUAAAUAGAGACUUUACAACAAAGUUAUGUUUGAAAUUGUAGUCAUACAUACAUUCAGUUGGUCUUUGACUAGUUGAAGUACGUUGUAGUUUGUCACAUUAAGAUCGUACCAAAGUGCAGCUUAUUUACUUUUAAUAUUUUUCGAGAAUUUCCUAAUUCAUUCAACAUUUCCUUAAUCAUCCAAUCUAAGGUAAUCAUUAAAAAUAAUAAAAAAAAGGAUGUAAACUACCUCAGUAAUUAUAUAUUUGUUGUUCAUGUUUUAACUUGGGUAUCAAUAUAAGUUUAUAUUUUACUUAUGGUGAAUACUAUUUGUAUACAACACAGUUCAUAAUAUAUAUAUAUAGAAAUAGAUAUGAGUUUUGUGUCAGUGUGCCAUUGCUUUUUAAAGAUUGAUGGUGCAAAAUUUCUGCAUAUGCGAAAAAUAGUAAUCGUUGUGAAAUUUUGUUACUAUUAUGAUACCAUUCUCUAUACAGGACAUUUCAGUGUCAAAAUCAAAAACCCUGUAUAUGUACGGGUAUUUGAGUUUUGCCCAUCAACCUGUAUAUUGUUAUUACUUCUACUGUUGUUUUUGGUGCUAACCAUAUACUAUAUUCCUGAAGGUGCUUGGUAACGAUUUUUGUUACUGUUAUUGUUAGGCCUUUAACAUUAGUAGGAACGUCUGUGGAUUAUUGAUACUGCAGCCAGUAGAAUUGCUGUUUUAACAUUUUUUUAUAGAAGAAUUUAAGAUAAUUUUCUCAGGUAAAACAGCUCAGGUAAUUUAUUUGAAUUGGCUUUUGGUAACAUUACAAUUUGUAAAUAUUAUGCCAAUAGUUUGUUUCUGUUACAAUGUCCUGUAGAUUAUGGCAUAAUUAUAAAUUAAGCAAACAGUUGUCAUGUGUUCUAUGUAAAUGUCAAUAAUUUUCCAAAUAUUCAAAAAAACUUCGGUAUGGCAUACUUGAAUCCAAAAUAAAUUUACACAAUACACUGUCCAAUAUUUCAGUUAAAUAAAUAGUGUUCCCU